This is a messenger RNA of Phytophthora nicotianae INRA-310, 999 nucleotides long. RefSeq lists its product as hypothetical. The record is from RefSeq and is a predicted model, not a curated record. The coding region runs from base 1 to 999 and encodes 332 amino acids. The transcript is spliced from 4 exons. Lineage: Eukaryota; Oomycota; Peronosporomycetes; Peronosporales; Peronosporaceae.
AUGCGUGGGCUCAAGAAGAAGAAAGCAUCAGAGUAUGUGCCAGCUAAAGCGGUUCCGUUUUGUUUGGAUAUGAUCACAGUUCUUCAUGCGUUCAUGGAUUCUCCUGUGGGGUUUGAGGGAUUCAGCGAAGAAAGUCGUUGGAAGGACGUCACUCUUCGCCAGACCCGCUGCAGUGUCGUUUCUCCGGAUACGGUUAUUGAGUAUGGGACGUAUGCGCUCUUCAAUUGCAAAAUGGCCGUCGCUGAAGGACGCAUGUAUAAUUUGCGCCACAUGUUCAAAGACGAGCUAGCAAUCAAUGCAUACCUGCACUUGUGCAACUGGGUGGACUAUGCUUCCCAGCCGUUGAACAACAUUAGCAAGAAGGUGCUGAAGACAAACGACGCAGCUACAGGUUAUGAAAAGGUGGGUGCAGGCUGGGGAAAGAAGAUGUCGGAACAAGUUUUCAUCUACCUGCUCAACUGCAGCGUUCGUGGCCUGGACAGAGAUGGUAAAGAGAUCCCUGGCUACGUUUCCAAGCACUGGACCAACAGUUGGUUUACGUCGCACACCUUUCGUUGUGCCGGCACCAAAUACCGAUUCAUGUACGCACAACACGCUCGCCGCUGGUCGCUUUGUAUGAUCAACUGGUGGGCCGGGUGGGGAGUAUCCGAGACAACCGAAACGUUGGUUCGACUAGUGGCUCCAUCCACACUAUCGCCUACCACCAGUGUCCAAGACGGCUUUGAGGACCGUGCAGAGGAAGAGCUGCCGAAACCGCCAAAAACAUCCGGAGUUCCUGCGGUUCAGGACUGGGCCAACAUUUGCUUGAUGUGGUGGAUUCCUGACAAAUCACUUCAUCUGUUCAAGCCGCUGUCAAUGUGGACAUUGGCUGAACGUACAAAUGCUGGAUAUGGAUCCCACUAUUGCCCUUCGAAUCGCUACGACGAAGGCGACGACAGAACCGGUCACGAAUGCAUGGCCCAGGAUUGGAGAGAACGAGCUCAAAGCGUUCGAAUCUGA